GGAAAUUCUUACAAACCACUAAAGGAAACCAAAAGGAUGUUGGCAGCACAUUAAAAGCUGCAUUUCCUCACACUGCUUACAUCAAUAUAACACCCAACAGGCAUCGACAGCUACUGGACACUCCUAGAAGCGAUACUUGAGCCAAACCAUCACGACCACAGCACGACCACUGAGCCAUGGGAAAUGCAUUCAACAAAAAACGCCGCUCAUCUCCUGAGACUUUUCCUGAACCAUGGAGGAACAUACCAUGGAACCAUAAAAACACAGACCUGCAGGUUGUGAAGGAUUAUCAUCCUCGUAACAAUGAGGUCCAACAGAUCAGAAUUCUGCUUCAUGGACCCUCUGGUUCUGGCAAGUCCGGCUUCUUCAACUCUGUCGACAGCACUUUACAAGGCAGAGUCACUGGUCAAGCUGCGCCAGAUGCAAUCUCUCACGACAGCUUCACCCAAAAAUACAAAACUUACAAAAUCCAAAAAGGGGGACCAGGGACGCCUUACCCUUUUGUCUUCACUGACAUCAUGGGCCUUGAUAGGGAUGCCAACAGAGGAGUUUCUGUGGAAGACAUCAAACUGGCCAUGAUGGGACACAUUAAAGAUGGAUACACUUUUAAUCCUAUUGCUAAAAUUUCGGAGGAUGAUAAUUACUACAACAAAGAACCCACUCUGAAGGACCGUGUUCAUGUUCUGGUUUGUGUCAUCUCUGCUGACACAUCAAACAUCCUGAGUGAUGAACAUGUGGAAAAGUUGAGGGAAGUCAGACUGGCAGCCAGAGACAUGGGAAUUCCCCAAGUGGCUAUUCUCACCAAGAUUGAUGAAGCCUGUCCAGAGGUCAAAAAAGACAUAAAGAACGUGUAUAAGAGCAUGUACGUGAAGAAACAGAUGGAGAAAAUAAAGGUGGCGCUGGGUAUUCCAGAGUCCUACAUCUUUCCUGUGAAGAACUACCACUCAGAGAUCGACACAGACGAUGACACUGAUACAGUGAUACUGAGCGCACUGAGGCGCAUCAUUAACUUUGGAGAAGACUUUGUCAACAACCUGUAGACCUCCGCACUGCUGAGGCUUUAUCACACUGUGGAAAAAAAGUCCAUUUGUAAACAGGAAUGACAUAAAGGGCUUGUAUUUACAUGCAUGUAAUGCAUAUAGUAUCUGCUAUAUGGUAUGUUGUGUCGCUUCUACCUUGCUGGAUAAAGUAUAAAUAGGCUGUGCAUCAACCUGAGGCAGUUAAAACCUAGAUGUGCAUAAAGCAGGCUUGGAUCACUCUCAAUAUCCUCCUGAGACCCUGAGUCCUCAUAUGAAGACAUUACAUUUUGGGUUUACUGGACUGUAUACUUCAUACUGCUUAACUUAGGCCUGUUGUCCUUGUACAUCGACACUUCUUUGUGCCAUCUAGUGGUAGUAAGAGCACAAUACAUAAUCCAUAAUAAACAAGAUGGCAGGACAGUGGGACUUUACUGUCGUUUCCUUUGAGGAAAUUGGGACUGUAUGUAUCAGGUCCUACUAAUCCAGAGUGGUUGGAGAAAUUAAAAGUAAUAUGAAACAAAAGUUCGGGUCUUGGGAGGAUAUGCAUUUAGAGUUUAGAAUCAUAAAGUAGUUGGUUAUGCUUUGUUGAUUCAGGUGGUAAUUUCUGGUGUUAAACAGGUCAAAAGAAAGCUAAACGUCUCGGUUAAAACU
Messenger RNA from Epinephelus moara (kelp grouper), 1670 nucleotides. RefSeq names its product interferon-induced protein 44-like. The transcript has 9 exons. The coding region runs from base 177 to 1040 and encodes 287 amino acids. NCBI's taxonomy places the organism in Eukaryota, Metazoa, Chordata, Actinopteri, Perciformes, Serranidae. The record is from RefSeq and is a predicted model, not a curated record.